Prorocentrum cordatum is the source of this 1688-nucleotide messenger RNA. The record is from the annotation of a GenBank genome assembly. Lineage: Eukaryota; Dinophyceae; Prorocentrales; Prorocentraceae.
CCAAAAUCCCCCCGUAGGGGGACAUGCCCGACCUAAGCACGGUGGACGCGCGGCGCAGCGGAGAGGGGGAGCGAAGACCCAGUCCUGAGCGGAGGGCUGGGGCGAAAGUGCUCCGGACGGCGCCUUCGGGAGGCGUGUCCUUCGCCUCUCUCCCUCCCUCCCGUCCGCGCAUGCGACGGCUUCUGUACGAACAUCUCCGGCACCACGGUGUAAGGGCCCCGGCCCGCCCGCGCCGACCCUCGAGGGUCCCGCUCCGGCGGACUUGCGCGCUUCGCUUCGCUUCGCUUCGCUGCGCUUCGCUUCGCCUCCUUCCCGUCCCUCCCGCCCUGCUCCCGGGCCCCCGUCCCCUCGUGCAGUCGUCAGAGCGGCCCGGGGCGAAGCACAUGCCCCCGGCGGAGGGGUCGAGAGGUCCAGGGCCCCGGGGUGCGAAGGGAUCGCGCCGCCGCACGUCCUGGGGCGUGGGUUCCCAGCGCGCGCCUCUGCAGUUCCACCCUCCAAGCCCAGGCCAUUCCACGGCUGGUCGUGCGCCAGUGCUUUGGUUUGUUCCGCUUCCGUUGUGUCCUGUGCACUCAUGCCUGAGGUCUUUCCGGAGUGUUCGAGACGACGCUCCCGGGUCAUCCGUUCAAUCGUAUCCGCGGAUCGGUUUUGCAUCGGGCGGAGUGAAGAAAGAAGUGUGCGUUUGGCCAGUCUUGGUUCAUAGUAGCACGUGGAAAUCUCAUGUGUUAGACAUCUCGUCUCGACACCGUCCUUCUUCUCAGAUUGCACUCUGCGCUAUUCCCCGCGACGUGGGAUUGGCAUGGCGAUCAUGGCGGCGAGCCCUCGGGUUGCUGCCUCUGAAGGUCUCGAGACCCUGGCGGCAGCGUACCUGGAGGGGGCGCAGCUGUCCCGAUCCAUGGCGUGAUCGGUGCGCUGAAUGUGGCGCGGUCAAUGACGGCUUGCCCGCGCUGGUGAUGCCCGCGCGCGCCACGUCGUGCUCUCCGCAGUCCCCGGCCGGCGCGGGGAGCGGCUCGUCACGAACAGAGGCGUCCAGGCGCACGCCGCGGAAGUUGGAGCCGGCGGGGGUCGUGCACUGGGGCGCCGUGCGCCCUGCGGUGCCCAGAGCCCAGCCGCGGCAGAGCACCGCGGCGACCCUCGGAUGCUCCGGCCGCGGCGCUGCCCCGAAGCACGGCGGCCAGCUGGGCUGGCUGCAGUCCGAGGCCACGGCCGUGGCGGACGAGGCCCGCUUCGAGGCGUUCCUGGAGGCGCGUCCCCACUGCGAAGAGCGGCUGCGGCGGCUCCUGCGGCAGCCGCUGCGGCCCACGUCCGCGGAGGGGCGGCCGGGAUCCGCGGGCCUGCCCCGCGAGGACAAGUGCCAGGAGCUUGCGCGGGCUCUGCAGGCCGCCCGCCGCGGCCUCGGCGCCGGCUCCUGCCUGGUGGCGCUCGGGGAGCGCCGCCUGGAGCGGCUGCAGGCGUUGGGGCCAGCGGGCGGGCCUGAUCAGCAGCCAGCGACGCCCCUCGCGUGAUUCGCCGUGUAUGCGUCUGUGCCGGAGGCCGGAGGCCCCGCAUGUUCCACCAUGUGUUCGUCCGCGCCGGAUGCUCCUCAGCGAGGGAUGCCCGUCAUGAUGACCCGCAUUGCCAGGUACUGCCCUGACGUGAUGCAGCCCUCCCCUCGACAGUAUUUUUUUGUUUUGCAAGGUUCCGCACCUCUG